Molecule: messenger RNA, 4795 nt
Organism: Nylanderia fulva
Lineage: Eukaryota; Metazoa; Arthropoda; Insecta; Hymenoptera; Formicidae
Source: RefSeq, a predicted model, not a curated record
UUUGUAUUUCGUAUUUAUUUAAUUACGCAUGUGCAGAAAGUGACUAGUAAAAUUCUGGAUACAAUUGCGUACGCAACAUUUAAAUUCCGCGCCAUUCAACAUAUGUUUCCGAUUGCGCAUGCGCGAAAAAAACCGGCUCUCUAUAGUAAAGUCGAAAUCGAAGUAGUUCAAUUGUUUUUAGAUCUGUCUGAAAUUAGUCGAGGAACGAAAGAAACGCAUCUUCUUCAGGGAGAUUAAGAUUCGCUGAUAAUGCGGAAAAGAAUUCGCGUUAAAAUAUAGCGUAAGCAAGCCUUUUGCAAGAGGAGGGAAUAGCAAGGAAGAAACGCAACAUCCCUCGACAUCAAAAUUAUGCCGGCUUCGACUAUAUUUCUAAGGAAAAAAUUAAAUGCGUAGCUGAAGACAACGCUUUGAAAUUAAUUCGCAUUAAAAUAUAGCAAACAAGCCUUUUGCAAGAGCAGGAACAAUAGCAAGUUUUGCAGCAGAUGUUUAUGGAGUGCGACGCGUCUAUUUUGACGCCGAAUUCGGCGAUAUCUAUAGGUGACGAGGUGUCGAUCUCCAAGAUCGUCCAAUAUGUUCAGGACCAAUUGCCGACUUGGUCAGUCGACGACCUGGCGGAGUUUUGGAAAUGUUUAGCCGCUGUUUCGUCAAAUAACGACCGUGUGAACUUGUGGCAAUUUAAGGAGGCGACAAAGUGCUGGAUCACCAAGACGCAACAGGUUCAAUCUUCGCAAGACAGCAAUAACAACGAACGGGAAAAACUCUACUUCACGAACGACACAGAUUCGUCGAUGAAAGACAUGGACAUAAAUAUCAUGGAAUUUGAGCUCCGCGCGAAACUUAGAGACCUUCGCGAGGAGAACAUCCUCCUUCGCGAGGAGCUCGAACGGCAUGAGGCAUCGAUUGACAAUCUCAGACAACAAUGUAGCAUUGCCGAGAGGCAGCUAGAUCGUUACGUUCAGAAAUGUCAGCAACUCGAAAAGGAGAACGACGAGCAGCGAGAUCAAUUAAAUGAGGCAAUUAAGAGAGAAAAGGUUACAGCCUUGACUUUACAAAGAUUUACGAAAGAACAACAAAAUUUGUCGAGGCAAUUGGAAGCUGCAGAGAUUGAGAUACAAGUUAUAUCACCUUUAAAAUCUAAAGUGGAAAAAAUUAGCAAAGAAAAAAUGGACUGUAUGAAACAAAUCAUCAGAUUGCAAGAGAAAUUUGAUGACACAGAAGACGAGUGUAAACAAUUAAAAGUCACAAUAACUGAACUGGAGAAAAUGAGUAUUAAGAUGAGGGAGACUUACGAUCAGACGAUUAAUAAUCUGCGCGAAAGGAAUUGUCAACUUACGGAGGAGAAUACAGAACUGCAAUCGCUGUCGAUUUUUAACAAAGAUUAUUCUUCUGCGGAAAGACUUUCGAUAUCGUCAAUUCCUGACAUAGAUGGAUGCUGCACACAUAGUACACCUUAUAAAGCAGAAAAAGUAUUGCUGCAAGAUUCGUUAUAUACAGAACUGAAAGCUUCGGGUUUUGUAGCUGAUUGCAGCAAAUAUGACUUAUAUAUACAAGAACUGGAUGAAUACGACGCUGCUAUUUUGAUGAUAUUAGAAGAACUGGAAAAAAUAAUACUUAUCUUCAGUAAAACGCGAAGCUUUAUCGAAGACACAUCUCAGUUUAGCUCGCAAGAUAUGGACGCUAGAACUUGCAAUAUCGAAACAUUGAAAUAUAAAGUGACUUUUCUACUGAAUAUGGCCACCAAAGAGAUCGCGAGGAAGAGCACCAAAGAUUCGAGUACGCAGCUUCGAGCCGAUUCAGUGAAUGGGUCGAGCGACGAUUUGGCUCACUUUGGUGUCACGGAUUUCCGAAAUUUGUUGCUGACACGCGCCCAACCAUAUACAAAAUCGGAGACGGAUCUGCGCUCGAUUACUUUGUGUAACUUCUCGGACAAUAAGAAAGAUGAUCACGACGAUUCGUUUUCAAGAAUUAUAAAAGUAUACAACACGAGCAUCCAAAAUCGAUUUUGCAUCAUCGAACCCAUUGUUGAAGAAUUAUACGACAUCAUCAAUAGUACUCAUAACGCUCUCAAAAGUCACAGAAAUCAUUCAUCAUUUGAGAAUUUAAGAUAUCGAUCAGUACUCACGUUGCCAUCACAAUCUCAACAACUACCUUCACUGAUAGACGAAGACUCGAGGCAGCAGACGAUCAAUUGUCAAAGUUUAAGAACGGAUUCUCCCGAUGCUUCUUUCGCGCAAGGAGACUUUUGUUUAAAGCAGGAAAAUUGCGACGAGAAAUCGACGGGAUCGCACGACAAGGAAAAUCCGAGCCCGAGUCGAUCGAGUGAAAUGCCGAAGGUGUUGAACGUCCUGGAUUCGAUGUCGUUAGUAGCCACAUCGGAGGAGGAAAAGACCAGCGGCAAAAUUGCUCAAGAAGUAACGAGUUUGAGCAAUCCGGCGAGUCCCCGUAGGAAAAUUUCAGUCUACUGUCGAUCCUUCGACGUCGUAUCGGACGUCCGUAUCGUGCAGGAUUCGUGCGAAGAUCCAAGGUCCAGUCUGGAAGUCAGGCAAUUCUCGAGUAAUCCAGAUGAGUCUUCUACGCAAGUCGACGAGAGACUUGAUCAAAAGACUAUUGGAGAAGAUCAAAAUAGCGCUCCUAGAUAUCUGUUCAAUCACAAUUACCGUAACACACAGAACGACAGCAAUUCGUCGAACGACUCGUCACCGCAGAAACAAUUCCGGGAUAGUCUAUUAAGCGAUGAAUCGCCGAUCGAACAGCCGGUACUUAGAAAAGUCUGUUUAGCGCCUACACGCCUGAAACUUCCGCAGAAAAUCAAGAACGAAUUAAACGAAACCGCUUGCGUUUCCAACGAACCGAACUCUACGAAAUUGAAUAUUGCGAACUCUCUUCUAUUUCCUAUCAUUGACAAUGAACGCGAGAAAGACGACGAUGACGCUGUACGCUCAUCUACGUUUAUCAUAGACAAAUACAAAACGGAAAUAAAGGAUGAGGUGCUUGGAUCGAGAUCGUGUUUGGCGAACGAGAAUCGUUUCCGGGAAUGUCCUACAUCAGCUCGUCGUUUAUUUUCAUGUAACCACACCGAUUCAAGGAAGGUUGCGAGUUCAGAGAAUCCCCACUCUCAGGCGAGCGUGCAAAGUGUCGAGAGCGAACCGCGAGUCGAACGAUCAGUCGAUGGCCAAAUGUCGAGUCGCGAGGACAAUUCAAAUGGCGAGCCGGUGGCGGAAUCCUCCAGUGAUCGAUACAUCAGCGAAAAAAUCGCCACAUCAAAUGGUCUGACCUCUGCGAAGAUAGUGUCUUGCAAGAGUGUCACGCAGAAAGACAUGAAAACGUAUGAUAGGGAUCUAUCUAAUGCGAAACAGGGGAAACGUCAGCAACUUCUAAUCGCGAGGAGAUCACUCUCGAGCGAAAGUAUCGGCCGAUCAAGGUGUCGUUGCAGGCAGGAAAAGGCGCCUUUGAUUCCGGAAGAUCAACGAAGAGUCUUCCCGAGUCUCACAGACAAUCGUCUACAGGAAUCCGGAAUAGCUAAUUUGUCGGACACAUCAGAUAGCAGGGAAAAUAUGAGCGAGCUCGAACUGCAGAAGAGGUAUAUAGUUUUCUCGCUAUGCCUCUGCACAGAUAGGGUGACUCUGUCGCGAAGGGUAGCGAUAUCGCUUCGGCAACGCGAUCAAUCGGAGAAAAAUCUCUCCUGCGAGGUACAGAAGAUGCAGCAGGACAUUCAGGAACUUGCGCCACUAUGCACGGACAGGGAAUCCGUGGAGCGGGUGGAACGGGUCAGACAUCAGUUGGAUAUGAUUAUGCGAUGCGCACACAGGGUGUCCUGCACGGCCGAGACUCUGGGCGCCGUUUACCAGGAGCAUAGGGUUUCCCGGGCCAUUCUGCUGGCCGACAGGUAUCUCCAGUUGCUGCAGUCCCGAUGCGAGAAGCUGAUUGCCGAUGUCGCUGAGACUAAACGGAUUCUAAUAGAGAAUAAUAUAGUGAUAGAGGAAAACUGCGGCGAGCUCUGCGACGAUCUGCCCCGGAUCAGAUACAGGAGCGGGACACCCGUCAAUAAUCGUAUAAUGACGGCUAGGAGGAGAGCUAGCAUAGCCACAAUGUCUCGACCGAUUGGCAACACGCAGGAUGUGACAAAGGAUUCCAUGAGGCAGCGAAACUCCGUUUCCGGACGUAUGACUCUCAGGAGACCAUCUUUCAAUUCUGAAUCCCUGAAAUGGGAAGUCGAGAAACUGGAUCGUACCGAAAGUUCCAACAGCAUCAGCGAAUUACGUGGUAUCUUCGAACAGGCAGAAUUCCAUCGUAGUUCAAGAGAAGAAAAUAACAACAUGUUACGAGUAAGUAAUUCCGAUAAUCAAAAUAUAAUGAACUGUGCAAUCGGCAACAACGAGAUUUGGACAAGUGCGAAGGAGCAAACUUCUUCUGAAUUUCUCACUGCUAUCGAAGAUGUGAAUCUAGAUGUUAAAUCAUGCAUACGAUCAUCGCAAUCUUUCCAGCUAAGAAGUAUACCAUGGCGUAUGAUGUUAUGGGGUAUUAUCAUCUUCUUUUUUGGCUUCUUCAUGAACCAAAUAAUGGUGAAUGCUUGCAACGGCCCGUUACAUAGAUUGUCGAUCGAGCAUAUUCUCAGUAGAUACAUUUAUAAGAUAACAAACGCCGCGCCUCAUCCGAUGUGAAUUUCGCGAUGUCUGCGUGAUGUAUGGUCUGUGUAUCGGUAAAGUAAGAUUAAGUGUACACUGUAACAUAUGUCAAUGAUGAAAAGGCUGAAUAAAUUAAUAAAUGUAAAGUUUGUUCGCGCCUUUUAACGAGA